Molecule: messenger RNA, 1110 nt
Organism: Amphimedon queenslandica
Lineage: Eukaryota; Metazoa; Porifera; Demospongiae; Haplosclerida; Niphatidae
Product: 39S ribosomal protein L45, mitochondrial-like
Exons: 7
Coding region: 151-1029 (292 amino acids)
Cellular component (GO): mitochondrion
Source: RefSeq, a predicted model, not a curated record
AAUGAUUAAAUCUUGACUGAUUCCAUGAUCAAAUCUUGACUGUUUGCCCAAGAUCCGUGAUCCAUGUCUAAUAUCAGGCCUGGUUUUUAAGCCUGAUAAAAGUUAUUUAAUUUAUAUUUGGAUUGGCUGUGAAUCUCCACGUGUAAGUUUAUGGUUGGCAUUAUGGCAGUUUCUAAGUCUGUCUCAAUGCUUCAUCUUCGAUGUCGAAUGCUUUCAAGCAGCUCUGUCACUUUUCAGUUCAGUGAUAUGAAUAGUAAACUGAAAUGGGGUGGACAUGGUGCAAGUGACCCUUAUCGCAAGAAGAGGACAAAGCGGAAGAAUGUCCGUGGGAAUAGCAAAAUGGAAAGGUUACCACUCAAAUCAGAAGAGCGGGCUGUGAGAGACUUACUUUAUCCUAUUAAUUUUCAGAAUUUAGAUCAAUUUAUUUCUAAAUAUGUUCCACCUGAAAAAUUUGCUCGUUUACCAAUUUACACACUCAUGGGUUUGCGUCAGCGCUUUGAAGGCAUUAAAGAGAGCCUGAAGAAUAUCCAUGGAAUUGCCACGGUGAAGAAAAGAUUGAGAAAGAUUGAUCCUCUAAAACCUAGUAAAUUUGCUCAGUGGGGACAAGAACAAUUUAUUGCUGUAAAUACAGCAAUUCAAAACAAAGACAAGGCAACACUAAAGAGCAUGACAACUGAAAGUGCUUCAGAGACUCUUAAAAACGAAUUCCAAAACAAGGUGUUUAAUUGGAAGUUUAUUAAAGAGAUUGAAAGACCAAGAAUCGUAUCUGUACGUGUUGCUCCACUUAUAGAAAAAGAUAAUCUGUUUGGUCAGUUAAUUGUAAGGCUACAUACACAGCAGAUAAUGGCAGUAUAUGACUUAGCUGGGAGAUUAGUUAAGGGUCAUCAUUCAAGACCCAAAAAUGUUAUAGACUAUGUGGUAUUUGAGAGAUCACUCUCUGCCACUAAUGCUCGAUGGAGGAUUUGUGGGAAAAUGCCACCACAGAUACGACCUAAUAGCGAAACCAUAAACAGUAAUGUUAAAUUAUAAUAAUAAAGCACUGUUGUAUAAAAAACGUAUUAUGUUAUGGUUCAUAGUUUGAUCACGUGAUAUCUUUGAAUUUAAAAUUAA